Molecule: messenger RNA, 1603 nt
Organism: Fomitiporia mediterranea MF3/22
Lineage: Eukaryota; Fungi; Basidiomycota; Agaricomycetes; Hymenochaetales; Hymenochaetaceae
Exons: 2
Source: RefSeq, a predicted model, not a curated record
GCGCGUACGUGGGUGUGGCGUGCAUGCGUGGCGUGUGCCGAAGGUCGAGCAAAGCCAUCUCUAUGGUAAUGUAGCUUUGUCUCAAUGAUUGAUGCAUUCAGACGCUAGUUACUAGAAGCGGUCUCUCCCUGAUCCUCUGGCUGCGUACGUAUAAAAGAUAUACGCGUCUUUAUACAGUACAUUGAACAAACAAUAGGUAACCCGGGAAGGGUAGGGCUAUAAAAUUUUAUCUGUUGGUCACUUGAAUCCGUUGACGCCACUUGACAAGGCUGUGACUAAACUCGCCUUGGCCCUGGAGGCAUCAAAGGACCCCUCUAAGCGCGAUAUCUUGGCAUUCCCUCUUAUAAUUUAGCAGAAGGUCGCACUCUUUGUAUGAAUGCAAUGCCACUUCAAGGUCGAAAAGGUUCCGAGUCUCUGUCUUCAAACAGGUCAAGACGCGCAAAAACAGGCGACACUGACUCCCACCGCCGCAGCGAUGCAGGCAAAAGCAACACGUCCUCGCAACAGAGCGGACAGGCGCAUAGACAUGCGAAUGGUGGUAAAAAACAAAUUACUGUUAAAAGCACUAAAGCAAGCAGGAGGGUGACGUUGAAGACUGGGACGAGUGGGGAAGAUCCCGGACCACGGGCGAGCUCGAAGUCAAGUCGUGAUUCAGUUACAUCAAAGGGAACCGCUGAAACAACCAAGCAUAGCGUUGACAAUAGAAAACUGCGAACAACUGACAGCCACAUUACUAAGAGUGGUAGAAAAGCAAGCCAUUCAAAGAAACCAAGGAAACGCACGAAACCUUUCAGGCUGACUGUCGGCGGGAAAAUUGAUGCAAGGCACACUGGGCAUUGGGACUUACUUACAGCACAGCUAGCAAUUGCUAUUGCCAAUGUGUAUGAGUCUUUGUCCCAGGAAACAGCCCGAACAGCUUCGCCAAGUCGAACCAGAGAAGUUGCACAACAAGCCCUUAGAUCAGAUGCUUUUGGGAUUUAUACUUGGAUCGUUGCCAUAGUCAAGUUUGGCGACAACCCCGGACUCGAGGUUGACCUUGUAGUCGACACUGGCUCCGGACUUACUCAUGUUGACGAGAAGCUCAUUCGUGACUGUUGUGACGAUUCGCUCAAACAAAGCAAGAUUCAGCCCGAACGGUACGUGAAAGAAAUUUUUGGGACAGAUCCCGUCUCAACAGAAGGUCCACUUUAUAAAACGACAAUCACUGUGGGAAAUACUAAGAGGGUUGAAAUCAAGGAGCAAAUGUUCUUCGUCGCUAAGAAUGCAAAAUACAACGGUGUGCUUGGUCUGGGUCCCCGCAGUCUUACAAAGGGAACCAUUGUUGACCAUCCUGAAGAGACGGUACCUACAGUGCUGGAAAAUCUGAUGGGACAUGACGACUUGGACAAGGGCGUAUUAGGUUUACAUAUUUUGCCGUUUCCAACAGGAGGGGAUGGUGCAUCUUUCACAGGAUAUUUAGAUUUCGGAGGAGUCGAUGAAAGUUCAUUCACACAAAACAUGGUCUACAUGGAUAUGACUGAUACCGGACUGACCGCGGACUACUAUGGUCUUGAAGCAAAACUGACAUAUGGCGACAGUGGACUUUAUAUUAUUGGGUCAAGGG